Molecule: messenger RNA, 1065 nt
Organism: Oldenlandia corymbosa var. corymbosa
Lineage: Eukaryota; Viridiplantae; Streptophyta; Magnoliopsida; Gentianales; Rubiaceae
Source: the annotation of a GenBank genome assembly
AUGGACAGCCAAAUGAAUCCUCAUUUUGUAUUGAUUCCUUUCAUGGCUCAAGGCCACAUGAUUCCGAUGGUGGACAUUGCCCGAAUGUUGGCCCGACAGGGAGUUGUCGUCACCAUUCUCACCACCCCUGUUAAUGCUAAAAGAUCCGAUUCAGUUCUUGCUCAAGCUGUGAAUUCCGGCUUGCCAAUCCAUGUCAUCCAAAUCCAUUUUCCGUCCGCCGAGUCGGGACUGCCGGAAGGGUGCGAGUGUUUUGACAUGCUUCCGUCCGUGGAUUCCUCUCUCAAGUUCUUCGCAGCUUGUAAAAUGCUACAGCCUUCAGUGGAAGAAAAGCUAGAAGAGCUGAAACCUUCUCCGAGCUGCAUCCUUGCUGAUUUUACCCAUCCCUGGGCAAAUCAGGUCGCUGAGAAGUUUGAGUACUUCCCGGUACCUGAUUUGCCUCAUCGAAUCGAACUGACUAAAGCUCAGACUGCAAGCCUUGAUAGACCUUUGGUACCUCAAUGGAAAAAUCUUCACCAGGAAAUUGAAGAAGCAGAAAACGGAGCAUUGGGAUUUGUUCUCAAUACCUUUGAGGAAUUAGAGCCUGAUUACAUUGCCCAAUUCAGGAAGGCAAAAGGUAAAAAAGUCUGGUGCAUUGGUCCUGUUAGCCUGUGCAACAAAAACAACACAGAAAUAGUUGAAAGAGGAAACAAAGCUGCCGUUAACAGUGACCUGUGUUUAAAAUGGCUUGAUUCAUGGGAAGAAAACUCAGUUAUUUAUGCCUGUUUGGGAAGCAUCAACCGUCCAUCAACAUCACAGUUGAUAGAACUUGGAACGGGUUUACAAGAAUCGAAUCGGCCCUUCAUAUGUGUCAUCAAGGAUCCGUCCAUUGGAGUGCAGGUUACAAGGAAUGACACUAAAAUGGCAGUUGAAAAAUUGAUGGACGGAGGAGAUGAAGGGCGGAUGAGACGAAGGCGAGCUCAAGAACUAGGGAAGAUAGCACGGAAGGCACUUGACGAAGGGAAUUCCUCAUACCUCAAUGUCACGCAGCUAAUCCAAGAUAUCACCGACACCAUGAUAGUAGAUUAG